AUGGCAAGCGACUUCAAGAUUGAGCCUCUGGCUCAUCCUUCGGGGAAGACAUGCAAGUUCGGAGCUGUCGUCACUGGCCUCGAUUUAAACCAGUUUACAGACGAAACGGUAGUGCAGUUGCAGAAAGCGACCUGGGAGCACAAGCUUCUUAUCAUCAAAGGCCAAAAGGACCUGGAACCGAAGCGUGGCUGGGAGUUACUGCAGAAGCUUGACCCAGACUCCAAGAAGAUAGAUAACACCACGUUCGCCAGGGCAUUUUACCCAAAAGAUGGCAUAGUGGCAGCCAUCAACUAUGUCGAAGUUCCGGAAGCGGGUGCUUUCGUGUUCAUCGGCAAAGGCCCUCAAGACGACCCAAAAUACGGCAAGCCUGGUCUUAACAUGGGCGAUACCAACUUCAACCAGUACUACCAGAAGCCGCUCGCGGAUGCAGACUUUGAAGCCGGGAAGGCCCGCUUCCAUUGGUGGCAUGUGGACGGCACCUACUGGAAGUAUGAUCCCCCGACCUUCACCAUGCUCCGGCCUAUCAAGUUCCCAACGGAAGGCAAGAGCACGCAGACAGUGGAGUGGGCUGACGGCUCUGGUCAGAGCAUGGAAGUCAAGCCAGGACGAACAGCGUUUGUAGAUGUCGAGCAAUUGUAUGAUAUGCUGAGCGAUGACGAGAAGAAGACGGUGGACCACAGCUGGGUUGAGUACAUGUAUUGGCCUUAUGAAAAGAUCAAGGGCUGCCGUGGUGCUCCAAAUGGCCUAGGCGUCGCAAACGAGGGCAGGGAACUGCCGGACGAAGAGGUAGAGGCGCAUGAGAAAGGAAACAAAGAUUGGCAGAAAAAGCUUCCGUUGGUCUGGGUCAACCCCGUCACCGGUAAGAAGUCAUUCCAGGUGCAGCAUAACCUUGCCCGUAGGCUGUUCAUCCGUAACGGCCCGAAUGACACACCCAAGGUCAUCGAUGACUUGGGUGAGGUCAGGAAGUUCUUGGAUAACAUCCAAGGAAGGAUGAUUAAGCCCGAACACAUCUGGGUGGGUCCCGAGGAAGAGCACGAUAUCCUCCUCUUCCAGAACUACGGCCUCUUCCACACCAAGAUCGAUUACCCAGCCAGUUGGGGUGUCAGGACGGUGCAUCAGGGUUGGUUGCCUGGUGGCAAGCCACCUGCCGGGCCAAAUGUGAUUGAAGGUAGCAAAUUCAAACCUCGAUCUGAUGUCAACUACAUCGAUCAGAGUGACAUCAGCAACUUGACUGCACAACUGGGUCUUGAAAAGAGGCAAGCUGGCUGCGGUGGUCGCCCGAGCGGUGUCAGCGGAAUUGCCAUCUGCGGCCCUGAUUUUGUCAACAUGGGAGACAAGGGUUGGGGACCUGCACUUGCAGCAAUGCCUCAAUGGAACCACGCCCGACUCAACGAUUUCGAAAGGCCCUGCUACCCCGAGAGUGCCGCUGAUGCGAAUGGAGACGGCCCAGCCCCAGGCGUCUCGGCAGAUGCCUCAGAUGGCGUUGCUGUUGGUAGGUGUCGCGGCGAUCCAAUUCUCUCCAUGACGAGGAGUCUAAUCGGCAAUGACAGGAAGUAA
Messenger RNA from Alternaria postmessia, 1557 nucleotides. RefSeq lists its product as uncharacterized. The record is from RefSeq and is a predicted model, not a curated record. Gene Ontology annotation, molecular function: oxidoreductase activity. Lineage: Eukaryota; Fungi; Ascomycota; Dothideomycetes; Pleosporales; Pleosporaceae. The transcript has 4 exons. The coding region runs from base 1 to 1557 and encodes 518 amino acids.